Protobothrops mucrosquamatus (brown spotted pit viper) is the source of this 437-nucleotide messenger RNA. Its product is annotated as transmembrane protein 70, mitochondrial. The annotation marks the transcript as partial. The transcript has 4 exons. The record is from RefSeq and is a predicted model, not a curated record. Lineage: Eukaryota; Metazoa; Chordata; Lepidosauria; Squamata; Viperidae.
UUCCCAGUAGCUCUGGACUUCCCGCGGAGAUGUUGCUGGUGGCCGGAUUGAGGCUUCACGCUCCCGGCCUAAGACUGUGGCAGCAAAGCGCCGGAAGAUGUAGGGCGCUUCAGCCGGCGAAGAGGUUGGCGGGAAUCCUGGAGAAGCGCCAGCCCUUCACGGCUUCCCACUGCAAACUGUUAACGCCGCUUGGUUCGCCCCGAGCGUUUGGAUCCCGGUUUUGGCUGGGGGAAAAUAAGCAGGUUCCAUUUCUCCGUGCGGAGUCUCUGUGCCGCUUUGGUACAUCAUCCCUGGAGGAACAUUCAGAAUAUGGAAGAUUAAUUUAUUCUGGAAGUUUAUCAAAAACUGUAUUAGGAGUGAAGAUUUUCUGUGUUACCACCAGUAUAAUUACUGCUUCCAUGUUGUUUGGUAUCAUACACAAAGUCCACAUUCUGAUC